AUGAUUAGGUUUGCUUUACAAUCGGAAACGUUUCGAUUAGUGAGUUCAUGCACAACAGUGAAGGAGAUAUGUGAUAGGUUGAAGGAACUAUAUUCCACAGAUGAAGAUCUUGAGCAUUCCAUCCAAACUUUAUUGCACUCGGAAUUUGGUGACUUUAAGAAGAAGCCUGAAGAAAAGCUUAUUCAAGCUUUUGAUCGCUUUAAUCAUCUCCUAAAUAGAAUGAUAAAGAAUGGGAUAGAAAGGAAUGUCAUUGAACAAAAGGUCACAUUUAUGAAUGGCCUUAGAACUGAAUGGAUGGCUAUGGUGUCCACUGUGAAGGCACACGAACAAUUCAAGGCUUACUCUCUUGCAAAGUUAGUGGGAAUAUCAAAGUCACAUGAGAGUGCAGUAUCUAAUGAAACGAACGUGGUUUCUAGCAUGGGGUCAUUAGCUCUAAUCUUGAAAGGAAAGAAUGCUGCUGAAGAAGAAGAAGAUUUAGAUCUUUCUGAGUAUGAUCUAACAAGUGAAGAUUUUACAUUGAUGGGAAGCUACAGUGUUGAGAAGGUGAAGGAGAAACCGAAAAAUGUUCCUCAGUCUGAAGAACCAAAGAAGGAAACAAAAUUUGGUGGUGACUCAGGCUUUAACUGUCACUAUUGUGGAGGCAAAAGUCAAUUUGCCAAAGAUUGCAUGUUAAGAAAGAAGUCUGUAAAGAAUGACGAUGAUGACGAGGAAGCGAGCCUCUUACAUCGAUUGGAUGAAAUCAAGAAAAAGAAAGUUGGAUCUCAUAACACAAUGAAUGCUUUAAUUGUGCAGGGAAAUACUGUUGAUGAUGAAUUUGGCAGUGUUGAAAUUUGGUCGACUGAUUCUGAAGAGGAGGAUGUACAACCAACUUUAAAUCAAGUUCACACAGUUCAAGGAGUUACACAGCUACAAACAGCUGAACUAACGACAUUAGUAAAAGAAGAUAAUGCUGAUGGCUGCGAUGAGUUUUUCAGGUCAGCACCGAUAGAUAAUGCUGAUGAAACAGAAGGUCCGUCUCAGAAAACAUCAUGGAGAGUGAAAGGGAGGUAUGUGGCAGAACCACUUAAUGAUCCUACUCGAUUUGAUGUACCGAGUACAAGAGGUACUAAAAUUGACUCAGACGAACCAGUCAAGAUGUCAAGCAAAACCUCUUCUCUAAAGAGUGGAAGUCAUGCUCAAGUGAUGCGUGACGAGCAGUUCGAUGAUGAAUGGUAUAUAUACAAUGGCUGCUUGCCUCACAUAACAGGAAGAAAGGAGGAACUGAUGGAAUUUCAGUCACUUCAAGAUGGUGGAUGUGUCAAGUAUGGUAAUAAUUCUUUCGGCACAAUCAAAGGCUAUGACAUGAUUACCAAUGGUGAUUUUUCAAUACGAAAAGUGGCAUACGUUGAAGGUCUACAAACGCAACCUCAUCAGUGUUUCUCAACUGGUGGUCAGCACUGGAUUAAAGGUUUCGUUCAAUGA
Molecule: messenger RNA, 1461 nt
Organism: Lactuca sativa (garden lettuce)
Lineage: Eukaryota; Viridiplantae; Streptophyta; Magnoliopsida; Asterales; Asteraceae
Source: RefSeq, a predicted model, not a curated record